AUGCACCCUCUCCGUAACAUCCUCCUCCUGAUCAGUCUCACAGGAGCAGCUCAAGCUGCUCUUGCAGGCGCACCAUCUACCGAGAGCUCUGGUGUUGAAGUCGCUGAGUUGAAUGGCUCCAAAGCGCAGCCACCUCAGUUGUUCCAGCGUGAGGAGGAGGUGGAGGAGAAUGAAGACGAUGACGAGGCAGGUUUGACAGGCAAUGAUGGCACCGCUGUGUUGGCAGAGCUUGACUCUCGAGCACCACGUGUUAGGUGUUUAACUCGGGGCCGACCUAAGAAAAACUGCUAUCACUCGCAAUGCCCCGGAAACAAGCAGUGCAAGGUUAACGCGAAAGGAAAUUGUGUAUUUAAAUAUGCGCAAAAGAAGAGGCCAUUUGGUUGUAGCCAGUGUCUCUGCUACAGGGCUAAUAUCUAA
This is a messenger RNA of Fusarium venenatum, 417 nucleotides long. RefSeq lists its product as uncharacterized. NCBI's taxonomy places the organism in Eukaryota, Fungi, Ascomycota, Sordariomycetes, Hypocreales, Nectriaceae. The record is from RefSeq and is a predicted model, not a curated record.